Molecule: messenger RNA, 552 nt
Organism: Colletotrichum godetiae
Lineage: Eukaryota; Fungi; Ascomycota; Sordariomycetes; Glomerellales; Glomerellaceae
Exons: 1
Coding region: 1-552 (183 amino acids)
Source: RefSeq, a predicted model, not a curated record
AUGGUCUGGGAGGAAUUCUAUCUCGAGCCUCACCAUUUUGACGCAGUCAGCCACGAUCAUCGCCGCCAAAUCAAGGGUAAGGGCAACAGAAUGGACAAAGAGGAACGCGAAAUCUCAAAACUUCAUCUCAGGGGAAAGGACGAGUCGAUCAGCCAUUACAAGGCCAUCGACAACCAGAUCAACUACCUUUCUCGCGAGAUCGCCCGGACUAUCCGCCACAAGGACCACAUGCCACGCUUGGAAGACACCGGCCAGGGCCUAGGUUUCGAUAUUGCGGUUCACAAUCGUCAAACCUCCCGAUAUCCCGACUUCGCCUACCUCAACUCGACCAUCGACGUCUUGCAUUUGAAGGCUCCAUUGUACCGAAUGAGCGUCUCAUCUGAGCUAGCGGCCUGGUGCAAGAAUAUUGAGCACGCUACUGUUGAGUAUACUGGCUACGAGGAUCCUCGUUGGACUAUCGAUGUCACAUGCGAGACCAAGAGCAAGAAGCGCAACGGAAAAAAGCGCCUUGUCGUCUCUGGUCUCAAGUCCUUGGAGACCGUAUAUUUCUAG